This is a messenger RNA of Symbiodinium sp. CCMP2592, 2358 nucleotides long. The record is from the annotation of a GenBank genome assembly. NCBI's taxonomy places the organism in Eukaryota, Dinophyceae, Suessiales, Symbiodiniaceae.
AUGUGGGAAGUAAAGGCCUUGGCUUGCCUGGAUCUGCAGAGUGUGGACGACCUGCGAGCAGCCGAAGGCAGCGCAGGGUCCGGUCCGGAGAUCCAGCGACUCGGCGUCUGGCAUACGAGCCGAACUAGCCUCUCACAGGCGUUUGUUUCUGAGGGCUCGGUGGAAGGAACGCGAGAGCAAGUCCUACAACGGCUCAUGGACCCGGCUGUGAUGAAGAUGAUGACCUGCCACAGCCGGUACCUUCUUCAGAUGGCCAUGGCAAUCGGCGAUCGGAAGGAGCGGGUACUGCAACCCGUGAUCCAGAUUCUAGAUACCGAGUUCAUGAUGAAUAGAGUGCUCUGUUGGCUCGUCACGCAGCCGGGCAACAGUGUCGAGUCUUGCCGCCUCAUGGGAGAUUUGCCUGAUGCGGACCCCGUACCUGCGGAGGCCCCGGUGGCAGCAGAGGGCCCGGAGGAGGAGGAGGAGGAGGAGGAGGAGGGCACCCUCGCCGGGCCCUGCGCCUUCGAUGGGGGCCCAGGCUUGCCAGAAGGGGAGCUCCAAUGCCGCCCGAAUACUCCAGCAAGGAGCAUCGACAGUGCAGACCUGGUUUUGGCAGACCCGGGGCCACUCUGGUCGUCGCUGCACCGCAGCUUUGCAGAAGGUGCCGGCCCCGCCACGCCUCUUCCGGCGCGCAGUUGCGCACAGCUCCUGCAGAUGGCGCGAGAGAUGUAUCGCCAAAAGCUUUUCGACGAGUCGCAGCAGCUGUUGCUGACGGAGGCUGCUCGUGAGCUCUUGGGCGACGGCUUGGACCACUUCGGCGAGGCUUGGAUGCAGCAGCAGCUGUCGGUGAUGCGCAGCAAGCAGGUUGGCAGCCUCGACCCGCGGUCGAAGAGGGAGUUGGAGUCCCCGAAGUUCAUCCGCUCCUUGCAGGCUCUCUUUGACCUCACCACGCGGCAGGUCAUCACUCGUGACCGACAAGGAAAGUUGCCGACGCGGCUCAAGGUCGUCAAAGCCAAGCGAUCUGUCAACCUGGACGCCUAUCGCGCCUACUAUGCCCGCCGAGCAGAGAUCGAACAAGCCCUGGCACAGCCUGCUCCUGGCGCGGAGACUGCGACGCGCCUGGACGACUGCCUCACCAUAGGGCCAACCGGCUGCUACCUCAGCCGAGAGCUGCGCCUGAUGCAAGGGGUUUGGCUGGACGCCGACACUGGCAGCCGUUGGCUCAUCGACGGUGACCAGGUCUACCGGGUGCCCGUCCUCGCAGCACAGCUCCUCGAUCCGACCAAGGCGGCUGCUAUCCACGACAGUGAGGAUGUGCAGCAGCUGCGGCCGGUCCAACAGCCUGUGGUCGUCUCGGUGGAGGUAUCCGGCCCGGCAGAGAUGCGUCCUCGGGUCCCUCAGUUCGCACGAGAGAUCCGCAAGCGGGCGAAGGAUGACGAGGACUGCGAGGAGAACCCUCAAGACAAGAUGCCCGUCAAGGCGACGUACCACGGAUGGCUGGAUGAGUCAGGUAUGCGGGUGACCUGGCGCUGUGAGAAGACGGCGACCUUCUUCUCCUGGGAAAGGGAGACAAACUUCCAGGGCAUUUGGCGCAUUGCGGGGAGCUAUUGCUUGCUCAUGCACGUCGACGCCUUCCGCGAGGGGGCCAAACAUUUGGACAGUCGGAAGAGCCGGUUGGGCAAGGUGUCGCGAUCACGUCGAGGUGAGGCGUGGUUCGACCGAGAGGUUCAGAAGCUCUGCGAGGAGGGCCGCGACUGCGGAGAGGCGCAGGCACCAACUUUUCUCAUGCACCUCGUAGGCGAGCUGUUCCCGAUCUGGACAGAUAUGUCACCGAACAUCAUGACCUUUCGGUCUACGACCUUCAAAGGCUUCGUCGACUAUGAGGGCUCAGAAAUCUGCGCAGAGCCAAUGUCCGAAAGCGAGCGGCCCCGGAUGUCCGCUUUCCGGCCGAGGAGGACGCUGCUCGGCCGUCGCACUACGCACGUGGUGCAGCCCUUUCUGUCCAAGACCUGGGGAUACCGCGAGUCGGCGACAGUUGAUCUGAGUGCAAAAGAGCUCAACCUCAAGUCCAACGAGCUUUGGCUCUUUCAUGGCACCCGUGAGUCAGCUGCAGAGUCGAUCACGGAGAACGAAUUCCAGUUGAAGAUGGCGGGCACAAACCGUGGGACCAUGUUUGGCCCGGGGAUCUACAUGGCCGAUGCGGUCACGAAGAGCGACGAGUACACGGAACCCGAUCCGACGGGACUUCGGACGAUGAUCCUUUGUCGCUGCACCAUGGGCCGAGCAAUCAAGCAGUUUGAGGGGGGGCGCGAGUGCAUGAAGGCGGCUGAGAGGGAGGUCAUAUUUUGCGGCUUUAGGGGUUGGGUUUGGGCCGCAUGA